GCCCCGGCAGAACGCGGAGGGAGCGGAGCAGACACAGUGCGCUCGCCGGGCCCUGCCACGCUGCCGCUGCCCCCGCCCGACCCCGCUCCGGCCCGCGACCCCCCCCACCAUGUCGGUAGAACUCGAAGAAGCCGAUUUGCCCCUGACSGAAGCAGAGGAGGCGCCGCUUUCCCCGGAGAAGAAAUCGGCUGCUAAGAAGGCGAAAGGAGGCGGCGGCGCCUCGUUGUCGCCAUCGAAGAAAAGGAAGAACAACAAGAAGAAGAACCAGCCUGGCAAAUACAGCCAGCUAGUGGUGGAGACGAUCCGCAAACUGGGCGAGCGUAAUGGCUCCUCGCUGGCCAAGAUCUACAACGAGGCCAAGAAGGUGGCCUGGUUCGACCAGCAGAACGGCAGGACCUACCUGAAGUACUCCAUCAAGGCACUGGUACAAAACGACACGCUGCUCCAAGUCAAGGGCACCGGCGCCAACGGCUCUUUCAAGCUCAACAGGAAGAAGCUGGAAGGCGGCGGCGAGGGGGGCGCGGGCAGCAGCGCCCACAAGUCCCACAAGAAGGCGACGGCAUCCUCGACCCGGCGGGCGGAGAAGCCGGCGGCUAAGAGCAAGAAGCCCGAGAAGAAAUCGCACAAGAAAGGAGCCGCCGCCACCGCGGCUAAGAAGGACAAGGGCAAAGCCAAGAAGGCCACAAAGAAGGGAGCCGCGUCCCCCGGGGGCAAGAAGGUGAAGAAAUCGGCAAAGCCCAAGGCGCUCAAGAGCCGGAAGGCAUGAGGUGGGGGCGCAGGGAGCCUCCCGCCGCCCCCCGGACUGUGAGCCCUGCGGCACAGACUGCUCUGAGGACAGACCCCAGGGGACCCGCUUUGUCUUUGUGUUGCUGACUCGGCUCCGCAGCCGCCGCUGUGCGCGGUGAGCGGGGCUGCGGCUGCCCCAGCCCCCUUCCCCUUCUCUGCCGCCUUAUUUUUUCCACCUCCUUUCCCCCAUCCCACUCCGCGGCUUCUCCCCGAUCGCGCCCUUUUGUUUUCGGCCGUGCCCCUCCCCGCCUGUAGACGGUUCCCGGCCCCCACCCCCUCCCGCGUUCCCCGGUUCUUCACUGGGAUUUUUCCCGCCCGGUUUCCAUAGCAGCCAUUUUGCGGCGGGGCCCCCCCCGCGCCACGUGGGCCGGUCCCGCUCCCGCCGCCCGCGCG
This is a messenger RNA of Malurus melanocephalus (red-backed fairy wren), 1179 nucleotides long. RefSeq names its product histone H1.10. Lineage: Eukaryota; Metazoa; Chordata; Aves; Passeriformes; Maluridae. Gene Ontology annotation, molecular function: structural constituent of chromatin; DNA binding. Gene Ontology annotation, biological process: nucleosome assembly. Bases 110 to 766 code for a protein of 218 amino acids. The record is from RefSeq and is a predicted model, not a curated record. The transcript has a single exon. Gene Ontology annotation, cellular component: nucleosome.